UAAAGUUGAAGCCUUCCAUGAUCCAACAAAGGAAAAAAGACAAAAUUGAACCAUAGAUAUUAUCCCGUUAAGGAUGUAGAUAUUUAUCUAAGAUAGAUAUUGAUUUGAAACAUGCAUGCUUAAUUACAUAACAUGGUUGAAUUAAUGUUGAAACUAUAGUUGUUGUAGGCAUGGAGGAAAUAAACGAGUGGCAAGAAAUCGAACAACACACAACUCUCGAAUCCUCUGGCUGGAACAGAAUAAUCAUCAAGGAAAACAACAAUAUUGAAGUUCAGGGAGGGAGUAAUCCUCCUUCUUCUUGUUCUUCUUCUUCCACUCCUACUCAUCAUGAAGAAGGAAUUUCCUCACCCAUGACGGCGUCAAGUUCCGUUGGUGGCGAGAAGGGUGAAACCCCCACGCCGGCUGCAACGCCAUUGGAUUGGGCUAAUGAAGUGAAUAAGAUGUUGAAGGUGCGGAUGGAGGCUAUGAGAGUGGAAAUUGUGAGGGUGGCUUCUAAGGUUCGUAACUGUGCAAUGUGUGCGGGGGCGUUUUGGUCAAUUACGUGCGUGGCUGGAGCUGUAGCUGUGACCGCGGUGUUGGUUUACGUCGGGAUUCAAAGGCGUCGCCGGAAGGUGGACGGUUCGGAAUAUCUCCUUAGGCAAAAAGAUGAGAAAAUUAGCCAACUCUUGCUUAAUAUUGCACAUCUGAAUGAAGCCUUAUCAUCACGUCGCAAGGUUCAGGUGCAUCGAAUUAGUGGCUGAUGAUAUUGCAGAGUCAACCAAUAUUGGUAAAUUUGCGACAUAUUCAUCUUGAAAUUUUUGGCUACAUGUUGUAAAGUGUAUGAGUUUGGUACUCUAUACCUGCAUAUUACCGUAAUUAAAAUCUUAAUAAAUAAUCUACCAAAAAAAAAUCUUAGUAAAUAAAUAGCAUUGUAUCACUAUUACAAUUUGCAGGCAACAUAAGCAUAUAUAUUUAGCUAUAUUUUUCUUAACUUUGGCUUUUUGUCCUGAAUUAAUUCUCUAGUACAAGUUUUGUAUUAGUACUUGUAACUUAUAAUUAAGGACAUUUUCUUAUGUAAUAAUAACAAAUCUCAAAGACGAGGCAACUCUUACACUCAA
Molecule: messenger RNA, 1097 nt
Organism: Medicago truncatula (barrel medic)
Lineage: Eukaryota; Viridiplantae; Streptophyta; Magnoliopsida; Fabales; Fabaceae
Exons: 2
Coding region: 171-740 (189 amino acids)
Source: RefSeq, a predicted model, not a curated record